This is a messenger RNA of Striga asiatica, 1056 nucleotides long. Lineage: Eukaryota; Viridiplantae; Streptophyta; Magnoliopsida; Lamiales; Orobanchaceae. The record is from the annotation of a GenBank genome assembly.
AUGGAACCAGGGGAAAUAAACGACGACGAUCAAGGACUCCGUCAAUUAUGCGCAGAAAUUCUUGAAAAUUGGAACAAACCCAUUUACACGAAUUCGGGACAUAAACUUGUUAACGAAAACCUGUUCACCCUACACGAACAACGAUACUCAAACUCCUCGUAUCACGACAUUCAAAGAGACGAACUUUCAUUGCAAGAUUCAAAAACCGUCGAGGAUGUUUCGAAGAAAAUUGGUGGUUAUGAGUUGGCAAAGGAUGCGGAUGUUAUCACACGAUUAGUUGCCGACACAUUCUACGACAGGGUGCUCGGAUGCUGUGUUGAUGGCAUAGAUUUAGCUUCUUUGAAUAAGGUUAAAGAGGCCAAGGCAUCUCAAGAAGGGACCAAAGAUCGUCGUUUGAGUCAGAAUAGUUCGAGCAGUGUCCCUUUUUCGAACUGGCAUUCACACCAAGCGAUAGCCUAUUUGCCCAAGUGUAAUUUCCUCGUAUCUACAUGGCCGGGAGAUAAUUGGCAAGUGCAUGCUACAAACUAUUCAGCCCCUACGUUUGCCAGAAGCGUUCCUGCACAAGGAUUAGUUGCCAAAUCAAGAUUUAGACUUCCUCCAUACAAGACAAUCUUUGAUGUAAACAUUGAUCACCUGUGGAUGAAGUUGUGGCGAAACCCUGGAGCAGACGUGUCGGACUAUUUUAACUAUGGAUUGGACGAGAAACAAUGGAAGAAUUACUGCAAACUGGAAGAGGGGGCCGAUGAGACAAAGUCGGACAACGGAAAUAAUAAAAGCGUUAACUCGAUAAAUUCAACAGAUUCAAAUUUAUGUGAUCCUGACAUUAUCACUGAGGUAACCCCACAUGAAUCUUUCUACAAUCGAUCUGUAUGUAACAGCAGAAAGAAACCUCGCAUAAGCCAUAAGAUGAUAGAUGGCGACAAUAUAUCGCCAUUUCCCGCAGAUAGUUAUUCAGCACAAGACAGCAAUAACUCAGAGAUCGAAACAAAACUUGAUGGUUUAGUGGAGAAUAAUGUUGAAGAGGAUACUGGAAAUCCGGAAAAGAAGAGCCGAGAG